Messenger RNA from Pisolithus orientalis, 3038 nucleotides. Its product is annotated as Sodium/hydrogen exchanger family-domain-containing protein. Bases 252 to 2717 code for a protein of 821 amino acids. Gene Ontology annotation, cellular component: plasma membrane. NCBI's taxonomy places the organism in Eukaryota, Fungi, Basidiomycota, Agaricomycetes, Boletales, Pisolithaceae. Gene Ontology annotation, molecular function: sodium:proton antiporter activity. The record is from RefSeq and is a predicted model, not a curated record. Gene Ontology annotation, biological process: sodium ion export across plasma membrane; intracellular potassium ion homeostasis; regulation of membrane potential. The transcript is spliced from 10 exons.
GUAACACUGUAAUAACGACUCGCUUAUGUCGCAAUUUACAUUUCUGUCCGCAGGUGCCUGGCUUGGAUUUAAAGCUUUAAAGCACCAUUACAUAUCGCAUCCAGCUUUCCCCGUCGACUACCCCCAACCACUAGUUCGACGGCGACGGCUCUACCCGUCUAAUAGCUUACGCCAACGUUCUGGAAUAACAAUCACGACCCGAACGUCGCGCACGCCCUCUUCCUCCUCUUUGUGGCCCACUAAUAACUACCAUGAUCUUUCAUCCGCUCAGUAUAACGAACCCUCAUAUUAUCUAUGCAUGCCUAGGUGGCUUCGUCGUCAUGUUUGGGAUGUUUUCUCUGUUCAUCCGGGAGAAGUUGUACAUCGGCGAGGCAUGCUGGGCAUUCCUUUUUGGCGUCAUAAUUGGUCCGUAUGGUGCCAAUCUUAUCGAUCCCCGUGUGUGGGCAGGUAAUAACGGAGACGCGGACAAUACCAUCACCCUGGAGUUCACAAGAGUCGUAUUGGCUAUUGGCGUAUUUGCUAUUGGCGUGGAGCUUCCGAAGGCGUAUAUGGCACGUCACUGGAAGAGUCUGUUCUUUCUUCUUUUCCCGGUGAUGACUUGGGGGUGGUUUGUAUCCGCAGGGCUGAUUUACGCGUUCAUUCCCGGGAUGACCUUCUUGUGCAGCCUCGCCGUAGCGGCAUGUCUGACUCCCACUGAUCCGAUUUUGGCCGCCGCCGUGGUUGGCGGCAAGUAUGCUGACAAACAUGUCCCUGCUCAUAUUCGACAUCUCUUAGCUGCAGAAAGUGGUUGCAACGACGGCGCGGCUUAUCCCUUUCUGUUCAUAUCAUUAUAUCUUAUUCUGGAAGCCACACCGGGAGCCGCUGUACGGGACUGGUUCCUUUUCCUGUGGCUCUAUCAAAUCUUGUUGAGUGUGGUAUUCGGAUCGCUCAUUGGCUUUGGUUUCCGUCACCUCAUGAAAUUCUGUGAACGCAACGACUUGAUCGACCGUCAGUCCUAUGUUGCUCAGUACGUCUCUCUUGCGUUUCUGACCAUCGGCAUUAUGACAAUGCUGGGGUCGGACGACCUGCUGGCAGCAUUUUGCUGCGGUACUGCCUUUGCAUGGGACGGAUUCUUCAAUCGACAGACAGCGGAAUCGGUGUUUAGUUCCGUCAUCGAUUUGCUUUUCAACGUCGCUGCUUUCAUUUACGUGGGUGCAUGGAUGCCCUUCGAUAGCUUCACCAACGCAACGUUGAAGCUGAGUGUAUGGCGGCUUAUCGUGAUCGCCAUAUUGGUGUUGCUGCUGAGGAGGCUUCCCAUCAUGAUCAUGUUGUACAAGUUCAUACCUGACGUGAAGACCUUUCGGGAGGCUGUCUUCAGUGGCCAUUUUGGGCCCAUAGGUAUCGGAGCUGUGUACAUCUCUACCUUGGCUGUUGAAAUGCUCCCCAAGCCAAAUUACCCACCAACCAAUCAGACAGAGUUCUUGGCACUUACGAUUCAGCCGAUCGUCUCCUUUAUGGUCCUUUGCAGCGUUGCCACUCAUGGUCUAUCGAUUCCCUUCUUUUCUCUCAGCCGUCGUGUCCAUUCUGUAUCGUCGCGGACAUGGUCUCGUCAUGCCGCAGCUGACUGGACGUCCCAAGCUAGGUUGGUUGCACGUCCGGAGGAUAUUGUUAUCAAUCGGGACCGCAUCAGUGAAAUGGAGAAAGGCGAAGCUGCGGAGAGCUCCGGAACAGCCAGCAAACGAACAAGCGUAGCCACGGCUGUUCCUCCGGUCGUCACAGAUAUAAGAUCCACAGAUGUCGUUGAGGAAGACAAGGUCUCGCCGAGCGGAACGCUAACGGCAGAAGAAUGUAUUGAAGAAAACCCGCCGGAUGGCUCAGAGACCGAGUUAGAAUGGAGAGAAGGACCACAUAAGGUUAUCGAAAGGCGUCAUGGACCUGGGCAAGAGGUCGAGAUCGAAGUUGUCCGCAAUGCUUAUGAUACCCAACAAAAGAGUGUUUCUUCCUUCUUCAGAGGUCAAAAGCACGCCGUAAUACAGUCAGUGCAUGACCACCUCCAGGGGCUUCAACAUGCUGCUGAAUGCGUCGAGGGUGGAUUGAAAGAAAUUAGCGGAACAGUAAAACGCGAUAUCUGUGGUACAGAAGAACGGAUUCUCCACGACGGCAAUAACGGCGCGACGUCGCCCGCGGACGGUGCUGAUGGCGAAGAAGAGUGGCUGUCAGAUAGGAGUGAUGGUGACACAGGUACUGGUUCAACCGCAGGACAACAUGGUGACCGCAGAAAACGCCCACGAUCUGGAGACGUCAAAUCAGCGCUUAAGCACACAGGAAGCCAUAGGCGGACUAGGUUGGGUGGAAAGACUCGCCGACGCGCUUCCAUCGCGUCUACCAGCGAAGAGUCUAUCAAACAACCAGCAGAGCAAGACCCAGCGCCUACCAUGAGAGCGGAACAAGGUCAAGAAGCAGAAGGUCAUCGUGGGCGUAGCGUUCGCUCCGAACGUCCGAACACCGACCACGCUGUCCGCCGGUCCCUCAAGCACCGACGGUUGGAGUCCCUGAAGUUGGACCCGGUCUCCCGCGACGUGUCGCCAGCUCGUUCAGUGCGCUUCGCUGACGAAGGGGCCAGAUCUGGCACUAUCACUCCUCGCAGUUUCUCUGCAAAUGAUCAAUGGCAUCAAUCCCCAGCAGAUGAUGAUUCCUCAAAAGGGCGAGUCACUUUCGAUGUACCUCAUCAAACAUAGCAAACCAUCGGCAUCUUUUCCUUAUCCUUGAGUGUCUCUUCCUUGUGCCUUGUAUCCAUUGCAUUCAGCUUUUCCGAUAUCAUCCCUGUUGUGCCCAUAUCAACAGUUAAUGGUGCCGGGGCUUCAUAUUUGUCUCUUAUAUUAUACGUACCAAUUGCAUAGCAAUCUCGCAUUACAUGCUGUAUCAUUCGCUAGGAGGGGUCAUUUGGAGGACAUCGAUACAAUGUCAAGCACUCACACAAAAACUGUGCCCAAACCGUGCGGUCACGCACAGGAAGCAGAAUUGUUGACACCCCUCCCAGUACAGCGGAGGUGAGGAAG